AUGAAAUACAGUACGAAUAUAAUUAAGAAGGGAAUUCUUUCCAGAUAUUGCUCCAAUAUUUAUGGUAUGCAAUACAUUCCUCGUGCUAGAUAUUUUUUAACUUUUUGUAAAAAUGAAAAGUGUAAUACCAUGUUGAAAAAAUACCACCCUUUCAGUACAUCCAAAAUGUCUGAUAAUGCACAUUACAAAGGGGAAGAUAUGAAUAAAAUGAAAAAUGAGAAAAAUAAAACAAAUAAAACAAAUGAAGCAAAUGAAACAAAUGAAACAAAUGAAACAAUUGAAAAUUCAGCUAGCUCGCCCACUGAAGGGAAAAAAAAAAAAAACAGCCUGAACGAGUCAGAAGAAGCGAAUGAAAAAAAAGAAGACAUAAAUUAUGAAGAUUUUAAUAAAAUAGAUUUAAUAAAUGAAAUUAAAAAAACUAAAAGAGAUAUGGAAGAAAAAAUGGUAGAUAAUAAAGUAUUGAAAGAAAAAUACUUAUCUGUGUUAGCAGAAAAUGAGAAUUUAAGAAAUCGUUAUAUGAAAGAAAUAGAAACUAGUAAAUUAUAUUGUAUUAGUAAUUUUGCAAAAUCAUUACUUGAUGUAGCAGACAAUUUAUCAUUAGCUAUUAAAAAUAUAAAUGAAGAAUCUUUAAAAACAAAUGAAGAAAUUAAUAAUAUAUACAAAGGUAUAGAAAUGACUGAAACGAUUCUUCAUAAUAUUUUUAAUAAAUAUGGAAUUGACAAAUAUAAUCCUAUAAAUGAAAAAUUUAAUCCACAAUUACAUGAAGCAAUAUUUGAAAUUAAUGACAGUACAAAAGAAAAGGGAACCGUAGCAACUGUUAUUCAGCAUGGAUAUAAAAUAAAGGACCGAAUAUUAAGAGCUGCCAAAGUUGGAGUGGUUAAAAAUUAA
Molecule: messenger RNA, 888 nt
Organism: Plasmodium reichenowi
Lineage: Eukaryota; Apicomplexa; Aconoidasida; Haemosporida; Plasmodiidae
Product: GrpE-like protein, mitochondrial
Exons: 2
Coding region: 1-888 (295 amino acids)
Biological process (GO): protein folding; protein import into mitochondrial matrix
Cellular component (GO): PAM complex, Tim23 associated import motor
Molecular function (GO): adenyl-nucleotide exchange factor activity; protein-folding chaperone binding; protein homodimerization activity
Source: RefSeq, a predicted model, not a curated record